Durio zibethinus is the source of this 2050-nucleotide messenger RNA. Its product is annotated as cytochrome P450 97B2, chloroplastic. NCBI's taxonomy places the organism in Eukaryota, Viridiplantae, Streptophyta, Magnoliopsida, Malvales, Malvaceae. Gene Ontology annotation, cellular component: chloroplast. The record is from RefSeq and is a predicted model, not a curated record. Gene Ontology annotation, molecular function: oxidoreductase activity, acting on paired donors, with incorporation or reduction of molecular oxygen; heme binding; iron ion binding.
ACUUUUGUCCUAGUCCUACUAUUAGUAGUGGAAGAUGUUAGGCGCAUGAACAUCCCCCCACGCCAACCCAUUCGGCAAUAUCUAAUCUGAACUUCUCCACUAACACGAACCCAAAAGUUAACUGAUUGGCAAUGGCAACGGUAGCAGUAGCAGCAACUACAAGCGCUUCAUCCCUGCAGCUCUCUUCAACUUCUGUUCAUGGUACAUUCCAAACUAGUGAUUUCACCUUCUUGGGUGUCUCAAAACCUCCUCCAUUUCCCAGCCCAAAACUAAAAACCUCUGCUGCUGCCAUCAGAUGUCAAUCCACAAGUACCAACGAACCAAAAGCUAAAAGGAAUCUUUUGGAUAAUGCAAGCAACCUUCUUACCAAUUUCCUAAGUGGAGGAAGUCUUGGUUCUAUGCCUGUAGCUGAAGGCGCUGUUUCUGAUUUGUUUGGUCGACCUCUCUUCUUCUCUUUGUAUGAUUGGUUUUUAGAGCAUGGCUCUGUGUAUAAACUUGCUUUUGGGCCAAAAGCUUUUGUUGUUGUAUCAGAUCCUAUUGUUGCAAGGCAUAUUCUUAGAGAAAAUGCAUUUUCCUUUGACAAGGGAGUUCUGGCUGAUAUACUAGAACCAAUAAUGGGCAAAGGACUUAUACCUGCCGAUCUUGACACAUGGAAACAAAGGAGAAGAGUUAUUGCUCCUGGAUUCCAUGCAUUAUACUUGGAAGCUAUGGUCAAAGUAUUUACUGAUUGCUCAGAACGAACAACAAUGAAAUUUGAAAAGCUUCUAGAUGGAGAACAUUCGCGUGGAGGAGAUGUGAUUGAGUUAGACCUUGAAGCAGAGUUUUCAAGCUUAGCUUUGGAUAUUAUUGGACUUGGUGUCUUCAACUAUGACUUUGGUUCUAUUACAAAAGAGUCUCCUGUGAUUAAGGCAGUGUAUGGUACUCUUUUUGAAGCUGAGCAUCGAUCCACUUUCUACAUCCCAUACUGGAAAAUUCCUCUGGCAAGGUGGGUGGUCCCUCGACAACGGAAGUUCCACUAUGACCUUAAGAUCAUCAAUGACUGUCUUGAUGGACUCAUCAGAAAUGCAAAAGAUAACAGACAGGAAGCAGAUGUUGAAAAACUGCUGCAAAGGGACUACUUGAAUAUUAAGGAUGCAAGUCUUUUGCGUUUUUUGGUGGAUAUGAGGGCAGCAGAUGUUGAUGAUCGUCAGCUGAGAGAUGAUCUAAUGACAAUGCUUAUUGCUGGCCAUGAAACAACAGCAGCUGUUCUAACUUGGUCUGUUUUCCUUCUUGCACAAAACCCAUCUAAAAUUAGAAAAGCUCAAGCAGAGAUUGAUUCAGUUCUGGGCAAGGAGAGACCAACUUAUGAAUCAAUUAAAAAGUUGGAGUACAUAAGACUUAUUAUUGUAGAGGCUCUUCGCUUAUAUCCUCAGCCUCCACUGCUUAUCAGACGAGCUCUUAAAGCAGAUGUGUUACCAGGAGGAUACAAAGGUGACAAAGAUGGUUAUGCCAUUCCUGCUGGGACUGAUAUCUUUGUUUCUGUAUAUAAUCUUCAUAGAUCCCCAUAUUUUUGGGACCGGCCCCAUGAUUUCAUCCCAGAGAGGUUUCUGAUACAAAAGAAGAGUGAAGGCAUUGAAGGAUGGGCAGGUUUUGAUCCAUCUCGGAGCCCUGGAGCACUAUACCCUAAUGAGAUAAUAUCAGAUUUUGCCUUCUUACCUUUCGGCGGGGGACCAAGAAAGUGUGUUGGAGAUCAAUUUGCACUCAUGGAGUCAACUGUAGUAUUGGCCAUUUUGUUGCAAAAGUUUGAUGUGGAGUUGAAAGGAUCUCCCGAGUCUGUGGAGUUAGUGACAGGUGCAACAAUUCACACAAAAAAAGGAUUAUGGUGCAAGCUAAAGAAGAGGUCUUAUGGCCAUUAAUAUUUUCCCUUUACCAGGAAUUGAGCUUCCACACUGCAGUAUCAACUUACAGAAAGUAUAUAACAUAUUCUUUCAGGGAUGGAAAAAGAAAUGUAAAUUUAUGGAUAUGCUCUACAAAUAUUGAGACAGAAAUAAAAAUCCAUAUAUUUCGGUCA